Molecule: messenger RNA, 2223 nt
Organism: Mus pahari (shrew mouse)
Lineage: Eukaryota; Metazoa; Chordata; Mammalia; Rodentia; Muridae
Gene: Lims2
Product: LIM zinc finger domain containing 2
Exons: 10
Coding region: 625-1635 (336 amino acids)
Biological process (GO): positive regulation of substrate adhesion-dependent cell spreading; cell-cell adhesion; positive regulation of integrin-mediated signaling pathway
Cellular component (GO): cell-cell junction; cytoplasm; focal adhesion
Source: RefSeq, a predicted model, not a curated record
UAACUUGAGCUCCUGUCCCUCGCAGAGGAGGCUCCCACUGUUUUGCCCUACCGGGGUGGGGAUGGGGGUUGGCUGAUAACAGCGCCUGGGCUACUGGCCAGGGGAGCUAGCUGGGUGGGGGCUGUACCUGCAGCACCCCCCCCACCCCUCCACCCCCUGCUCCGACCAAGCAGGGCUUGCAAUGAGUUCAGGUAAAUGGGGAGAUGCUGGGCGGAGUUGCAGACAACAAUGGCCGGAAAAGCUUGUACUUGCCUGCAGUACUUGCUUCGGAAACCCCUCCUCGCCCUUCUGAGAGGCUGGUCACCCAAGGCACAGGAACUGGGCUGGGUUGGAGACAGGGUCACAGGCCGGCGCCACUUGUUGGGAGGUGGGUUUGAUGUAGUCUGUAGCUUGGAUAGGUUAAGGCACCUUAGACCAGUUGUCCAGGCCAUCUCUUGGUGACUUUCAGAUUGAGAUUAUUAAUUUUUAUGAGACACUCAUGUGUCCCCUGCUAGCCUUGGCUCAAAGUGUAGCCAAGGAUGAUUUUGGGCUAUUGAUCCGGCCUCCACCUCAAGUAGUGGGAUUACAGACUUGGUUUUAAGCCAUGCUGAGGACCGAACCCAGGGCUUGGAGGAUGUUAGCAACAUGACUGAGUGUUUGGCCGAUGCCAUGUGCCAGCGCUGCCAAGCCCGGUUUGCCCCCACAGAGCGCAUCGUCAACAGCAACGGGGAACUCUACCAUGAGCACUGCUUUGUGUGUGCACAGUGCUUCCGACCAUUUCCUGAGGGGCUCUUCUACGAGUUUGAGGGCCGGAAGUACUGCGAACACGACUUCCAAAUGCUAUUUGCUCCAUGCUGCGGAUUCUGUGGUGAGUUUGUCAUUGGCCGCGUGAUCAAGGCCAUGAAUGCCAACUGGCAUCCGGGCUGCUUCCGCUGUGAGCUGUGUGAUGUGGAGCUGGCUGACCUGGGCUUUGUGAAGAACGCAGGCAGGCACCUCUGCCGGCCUUGCCACAACCGUGAGAAGGCCAAGGGCCUGGGCAAAUUCAUCUGCCAGCGGUGCCACCUUGCCAUCGACGAACAGCCCCUCAUGUUCAAGAAUGAUCCCUACCACCCGGACCACUUCAGCUGCUCCAACUGUGGGAAGGAGCUGACCUCCGAUGCCCGAGAGCUGAAGGGUGAGCUCUACUGCCUGCCUUGCCAUGACAAGAUGGGCAUCCCCAUCUGUGGGGCUUGCCGCCGGCCCAUUGAGGGUCGCGUGGUCAAUGCGCUGGGCAAACAGUGGCAUGUGGAGCACUUUGUCUGUGCCAAGUGUGAGAAGCCAUUCCUGGGGCACCGGCACUAUGAGAAGAAGGGCCUAGCAUACUGUGAGACCCACUACAACCAGCUCUUUGGGGAUGUGUGCUAUAACUGCAGUCAUGUGAUCGAGGGUGAUGUGGUGUCAGCCCUCAGCAAAGCCUGGUGUGUGAACUGCUUCGCCUGUUCCACCUGCAACAUGAAGCUCACUCUGAAGAACAAGUUCGUGGAGUUCGAUAUGAAGCCCGUGUGUAAGAGGUGCUAUGAAAGGUUCCCCCUGGAGCUGAAGAAGAGGUUGAAGAAGCUGUCCGACCUAAGCUCCCGCAAGGCCCAGCCCAAGUCUGUGGACGUCAACUCAGUCUGAAGGUCCUCGGUUUCCUGGCUGGCCUGCAGUACCUUAGCCCUCAUCCCCCUGCCCCAAGUCGUGCUAGCCACUUCUGCUCCAGCCCAGCCCACUCUUCCGGUAUGCCAUCCUUUCUGUUUCCAGUCCACCUUGGGCUGUGUAAUACUCUCUUCUGUGCUGCAGCCUGACCCACCUCACAGGCAUUUCCUCCUGGGCCCACAACCUCCAGGGAUAGGGACAAACUGGGACAGGAUUAUUUGUCACUUGCUUGACCUGCAGAUCCCAACCCGAUGCCUCUCCUCUCCACUCUCCAGGAGAGUUUCAGCCCCAGUGUGGCCCUUGGGCUUGUCCCAACCCCAGGGCCAGCAGAUAGAGGCUUCAUGGAAGCACCCUUUUCAGUUAUUGGAGCACAGUAGGUCCCCGUGCUUACACUGUGUCAGCAGACCCACCUCCGGGAUGAAGCAGCUCGAGGGCCCCACUGCCUGCACUACUCAGGAGACCCCAUAGAAAGCGUCUCAGCUGCCCACCAAGCGUGGAGGUCCCACUUCCCAGGGGCACAUUGCCCUGGCCAUCAGAGACCCACACGUGGUCACACACUUACACAAUGAA